Molecule: messenger RNA, 528 nt
Organism: Knipowitschia caucasica
Lineage: Eukaryota; Metazoa; Chordata; Actinopteri; Gobiiformes; Gobiidae
Source: the annotation of a GenBank genome assembly
AUGAAGGGGUUUGAGGGGUGGGGGUGGGGUGAGAAGGAGGGGUGGGGGGUAUGGGGGGUGGAGGAUGUAGGGAAGGGGUGUUUGGUUGAGAGAAUUAUUAUUAUAAGUUGGUGGGGUGGUUUUGUGUGGUGUGUUGGUGAUUGGGGUUGGGGGGGUGGGAGGGGGUUGUGGAAGGGAGGGAAGAUGAGGAGUUAUGGGAUUGGGGUGGAGGGGUGUGGGGGGGGUGGUGGGUUGGGUUUUGGUUUGGGUUGGGUGAUUGGGGAGUAUAGGAAUAUGGGGGGGGGUAGGGGGGGGGGGGGGGGGGGGGUUGGGGUGGGAGAGGGGGGGGGGGUGGAGGGAGGAGUGGUUUGGGUAGUGGUGGGGUGGGGGGGGGGGGUGAAAAUGGAGUUGGGGGAAAGGAGGGGGUGGGGGAGGUGUAAGGAGGGAAUAGAAAGGGGGGGGUAUGGAGAAGGGGGGUGGGGGAGGUGUGUGAAAGAUAAAUUGGGGAGUAGGAAAGGGGGUUUGGGGGGGGGGGGGGUGUGGUUAUAG